Apis dorsata (giant honeybee) is the source of this 622-nucleotide messenger RNA. RefSeq names its product general odorant-binding protein 99b-like (gene Obp5). Gene Ontology annotation, biological process: sensory perception of smell; olfactory behavior. The record is from RefSeq and is a predicted model, not a curated record. Lineage: Eukaryota; Metazoa; Arthropoda; Insecta; Hymenoptera; Apidae. The transcript has 5 exons. Bases 123 to 554 code for a protein of 143 amino acids. Gene Ontology annotation, molecular function: odorant binding; dibutyl phthalate binding. Gene Ontology annotation, cellular component: extracellular region.
AGAUUUAUAAGGAAAAUACAGGUGGACGGAGCCCUCAGUUGCUUAGCCUUGGUUCAAAGACUAACGUUUCAUCUUUAUUUGUGCGGUUUAUCAAGAGUUUAUUGAUUAUUAAGAAUUCAAGUAUGUACGUAAAAUCGAUAUUUUUAUUAAUAACGAUUAUGACGUUUGUGGCAUUAAAACCGGUGAAAAGUAUGAGUGCCGAUCAGGUAGAAAAAAUAGCUAAGAACAUGCGAAAAUCGUGCUUGCAAAAAAUCACCACAACGGAAGAGUUAAUCGACGGGAUGAGAAGGGGUGAAUUUCCCGAUGAUCACGAUCUUCAAUGUUACACGACGUGCAUCAUGAAGUUAUUACGAACCUUUAAAAAUGGAAACAUCGACUUUGAUAUGAUCGUAAAGCAAUUGGAAAUCACGAUGCCACCGGAAGAGGUAGUGAUAGGAAAAGAAAUCGUAGCGGUAUGCCGUAACGAAGAAUAUACCGGCGAUGAUUGCCAGAAAACGUAUCAAUACGUGCAAUGCCACUACAAACAGAAUCCAGAAAAGUUUUUCUUCCCGUGAAUAAUGGCACGACCAAGGAAAAGAAAUCGAUCAUUCCGGAAAUAUUAGCGAAUCACAUCGAAUAUUUC